Molecule: messenger RNA, 665 nt
Organism: Poecilia latipinna (sailfin molly)
Lineage: Eukaryota; Metazoa; Chordata; Actinopteri; Cyprinodontiformes; Poeciliidae
Product: NADH-cytochrome b5 reductase 3-like
Exons: 5
Coding region: 120-650 (176 amino acids)
Cellular component (GO): mitochondrion
Molecular function (GO): FAD binding; oxidoreductase activity
Source: RefSeq, a predicted model, not a curated record
GUUCAAACACAGUGACCACCUAAACUUCCGUUACAGCUCAGACAGUUGCAGCAUUACACUCCUCCCGAGCUGCGCUCUCAACAAGCAAGCAAGCGUCUAGUUGUCUGAACGGACUGAAAAUGUUGUCUUACAUCAUCGGGCUGAUCCGAGGCGGCUUUGACAGCAUCAUCAACCUCAUCUUCAGGCUGCUGUUCUCCAAGAAGAGACCUGCCAUCACCUUGGAGGACCCCAGCAUCAAAUAUGCGCUCAGGUUAAUCGACAAACAGAUUGUGAGUCAUGACACCAGGAAGUUCCGCUUUGCCCUGCCUUCUCCUGAACACGUCCUCGGCCUGCCUAUUGGGCAGCACAUCUAUCUGUCCGCUAAAAUAAACGGGCAGCUCGUCGUCCGCCCGUACACACCCGUCUCCAGCGAUGAUGACAAAGGCUUUGUGGACCUGGUGGUGAAGAUUUAUUUCAAAAAUGUUCAUCCUAAAUUCCCAGAAGGUGGGAAGAUGAGUCAGUAUUUGGAGAGCCUCAAGCUCGGCGACACAAUUGACUUCAGAGGACCCAGCGGUCUUCUCACCUACGAAGGCAAAGGUGAGAGCUUAAUUUUCACCUUUAGAAAAAAUGAAAAAGGGUUUGAGUUUCCCAUCUUCUUUUUUUUUUUAUAAUAAACUGGUGAGGCA